UCGCUGCUACCAACCUUCCUUUAACCAUAGCGGGGCCGUCGAUAACGUUAUUUCUUAUCUAUCCAAAAGACAACCAUCCGCAACUUAUCAUUGUCUCUUGGCCAUCUCAGGAACCGCAUGGAAUCACCUUUUUCAGUUUUUUAACCCACAGACACGCAGGCGCAGACUCAUUUCGCGACUAUAUGCGUAGCGUUGUCUCAUAUUGCUGUAAUAAUUCCUCGCGACUACUCUUCUGCUACUUGGUAUGAUAUCCUGACUGAGAACAGACCGCAUGGCUCCCACUUUUUACCUGUUUUCUAUGCGGACUUGCCAAUUGAAAGGCUUUUAACGACGUAUUUCUCCGUGCUCCGGUCAGUGCUAACGCAACUGAGCGGUAGUAUUUGAAGUAUCCUGGCUUGAGACCGCCUUUUGGUUCUUUUCUCUAUUUCUUCUAGGGUCCUAGCAGAGUCUGUUGCAAAUUUGAUAAUCUGAACUGAUUCUUUAUGGUUAGACAUCCGGUCCAUCUGAGACUGUGUGCGUUCCCUGGACUCAGUGGAAACGCACGGAGCAUCCUAGAGCAAGCCACUCCUGGUGCACCUCAUUGGGUUGUGUAUGCUGAUGCUUAUACAUGGAGAAUUACUGGUCCACCAGCAGUGUCUGAAGUUAGGGCCUACGAAUGGACAACGCUUACAAGUUCCGAGACAUCAGCUAUUAAAUCAGAGUACGCCGCCGCUAGCAUCUCUCUUAUAGUGUCUGCCUUUGGUUCCACCAAUGUUCCAACUACUACGGGGGCAGAUCCGGUCGCGACUGCCAAUACCAUGGCUGCAUGGGACUUUUACGCCAUGAACUCAGGAACAACCGAGCUGCGGGUGAAUCUUCCUCUGAGUGCCUACAUCAUCUCUCAUGCUCGUCUUCUCAACGGGUACUUGAAAGUACACGUGGACAUUGGAAACUUGAUUCAUUGGUAUGACGUUCAAGUCAAGGGAGACACUGAAUACACCACCUGCAGCGGGUUACUGACUACUUCGUCCGAGACAUGGCCCCAAACCGCCUUAUUCCAAAUCGCUAACAGUGGUGUCCCUCUUGAGAAAUUAGUCAUCGGAAAGCCAACGAUGGCUAGCGAUGCAGGCAGUGGUUAUAUGACUAUCUCAAGUCUAGAAACUUGCUUACAGGACGCGAAGAAUCAAGGAUAGCCUGUUCUCUAUCCCCCAGUUCCCGUGUAGUCCGUAUGAAUUUCAAUGCG
Messenger RNA from Guyanagaster necrorhizus, 1222 nucleotides. RefSeq lists its product as uncharacterized. The record is from RefSeq and is a predicted model, not a curated record. Lineage: Eukaryota; Fungi; Basidiomycota; Agaricomycetes; Agaricales; Physalacriaceae. The coding region runs from base 483 to 1172 and encodes 229 amino acids. The transcript has 8 exons.